Pogona vitticeps (central bearded dragon) is the source of this 6528-nucleotide messenger RNA. RefSeq names its product carbohydrate sulfotransferase 3 (gene CHST3). NCBI's taxonomy places the organism in Eukaryota, Metazoa, Chordata, Lepidosauria, Squamata, Agamidae. Gene Ontology annotation, molecular function: chondroitin 6-sulfotransferase activity; N-acetylglucosamine 6-O-sulfotransferase activity. The record is from RefSeq and is a predicted model, not a curated record. Gene Ontology annotation, cellular component: Golgi membrane. Gene Ontology annotation, biological process: carbohydrate metabolic process; N-acetylglucosamine metabolic process.
UCACGCCUGACCUCCCCUACCCCGGGCUCCUUCCCUGCAACUCUUUAAGUCCGAGUGAAAGGAAAGAAAGGGGGGGGGGAAAGAGACGGUCGAUCCGCCCGUCCGCCUCCUCCUCCUCCGCCGCCGCCCCCCCUCCCUGCCUCAACCAGCCCCCCCUCUCCGAACCGGGCAGGGAGAGGAUCUUUUAAAACGGCUUUUUUUCCGAGGAGAAGGGAGAAAGCUGACGGAAGACGCUCCGGCGGUGGAUGAUCCCUGGGCUGCCGUUGCCUCUUUCUCCCCUUCCGCCGCGCCUUCCUGGGAAGGAGGAUGCGAGGACCCCGCGGGGCACGGGCAACAGGAGAGCAACCCUGGGAGCAUUCUAGAUAACCAAAGGACAACAGGGGAAUUGAAAGGAGACUUUUUCCUCCCUCCAUGAGGAGCAAAGUCCUUUCUUCUGCAAACUCUUGAACACAAAAUCUUCUCUCCAUGGAUAAAGGACACAUAUUACCUCAAGACUUCUGGGAGUUGCUUCACUGCCUCAGGAUGAAGACCAAGUAUGCUGUCUUCCUGGUCUUUGUGGUAGCCCUUGUCAUAAUUGAGAAGGAGAACAACAUCAUAUCAAGGGUGUCAGACAAACUAAAGCAGUCUCCACAGUCCUCGAUGGAAGCUAAUAGCACAGACCCUGGCUUAGUGCUGACAGAAAAUGGUUCCCUCUUAUCCUUCAAUGAGCUGGAUUUGGCUUUUUCCCAGCUCAAAAGCCAUCUUCAGAAUGUCACUUCGCAGCUUGGAGAGACGAGAGGACCUUUGCCAAGACCCGUUAAAGGGACCCGGAAACAUGUUCUCUUAAUGGCUACGACUCGCACUGGUUCUUCCUUCGUAGGGGAGUUCUUCAACCAACAUGGCAGUAUCUUCUACCUCUUUGAGCCACUGUGGCACAUUGAAAGGACUGUCUCCUUUGAGCCUGGAGGUGCUAAUGCUGUGGGGUCAGCCCUUGUCUACAGGGAUGUUUUGAAGCAACUUUUCCUCUGUGACCUAUAUAUUUUGGAGAACUUCAUAAUUCCAUUCCCUGAGGAUCACCUGACUCCCUUUAUGUUCCGCCGUGGUUCAAGCCGCUCUCUGUGUGAAGAGCCUGUCUGCACCCCUUUUGUCAAGAAAGUAUUUGAGAAGUACCACUGCAAGAAUCGCCGCUGUGGCCCCCUAAAUGUAACUCUGGCUGCAGAGGCCUGCCUGCACAAGGAACACAUGGCACUGAAGGCAGUGCGGAUUCGGCAGCUGGAGUUCUUGCGCCCUCUUGUUGAAGACCCUCGCCUGGACAUGAGGAUCAUUCAGUUAGUACGGGACCCUCGGGCAGUGCUGGCUUCUCGCAUGGUUGCUUUCUCAGGUAAGUAUGAAACCUGGAAGAAAUGGGCUUCUGAAGGCGCAGCAACCCUUAAUGAGGAAGAGGUACAGAGGCUGCGAGGAAACUGUGAGAACAUCCGGCUCUCAGCUGAACUUGGUCUGAAGCAGCCAGCAUGGUUGCGGGGUCGCUACAUGUUGGUCCGGUAUGAGGACAUUGCCAGGUCACCUCUCCAAAAGGCCAAGGAGAUGUACAGAUUCACUGGCAUCACCAUCACCCCACAGGUUGAAGACUGGAUCCGGAAGAACACUCAGGCACCUCAGGAUAGCAAUGGUAUCUACUCCACUCAGAAAAACUCUUCUGAACAGUUUGAGAAAUGGCGGUUCAGUAUCCCCUUCAAACUUGCCCAGGUGGUACAGGAUGUCUGCAGUCCCGCCAUGAACCUGUUUGGCUACAAGUUGGCCAACAGUGCUGAGACACUUACAAACAGAUCUUUUAGCUUGCUAGAAGAGAGGAGGACCUUCUGGGUCACGUAAAGGUGGAGUUGGGGUUGGUGGGGUUUUUUUUUUAAUUGUAGCAUUUUGUGGAACUGAACAAAAGACAGAACACCAGAAAUUGCUGGAGAAGGAACACAUAGCAGAAUAAGUUGAUGGAGAAGCUAACCAUGGCUAGCUUGCCUCACACAUCUGCUCUUUCUGUGCUCUUCUUGGUUUACACAAGGUGCGUUCUGCGUUGCUGACACAUUUGAGGCUUCUUGAUGGAUUAUAAGGUGGCCCAAUGUUGACAUGAAGAAGACUUCAGAAGUUGGCACAGUGUAGAGUGUGAAUACUGGUUUCUAAUUUCUCUACCUCAUGUCAACAUCCUCCUUGCUGGAGGCACAGUCCAUUCAUGAAAAAAAUGUCCAAAGAGAAAGAAUUGUAUAUUUUUCAAGAUACUUUUUACCUUUUAAAAAAUGCUGUUUCAUCCUGCUGAGAAGAUGUUAUGAAAGCAGAGUAUUGCACUGAAAUUGCCUAAGGCAGCCUUAAAAAAAACUUAUCACAGUGAUAUCUGGGAAAGGUGUGGAGAAAUGGAGAAGGAGGAGGAAGAAAAGCUCUUUAACAGAACUGCCACAAAGGAAUCUGACUGCUUUGUCAUUUAGAAAUAGGACACUUUGUAUAUGUUGUACUUCAGAUCCUCAGAUGAAUUUAUGCCUUGUUUCAGUGAGAGAAGAUGUGACUGGUUCACAUAAAUCUCCAGAAAGGAAAUACAUGGACCGAAGCCAAAGGUGGUGACUCUACCUACAGUAAUUAGGGUAUUUCAGGCUACACCACAAACAGUUUCAUGCAAUUACUGUGUUUUGUUUUGCUUUGCACCUAAGCCUUUGAAUGAGUGUCUUUUUAAAAAAAACAAUCUAUGAAAACAAUCUUCAAGAGGAUGGUAUAGUAUUAAUCCUGUAUCCCUAGAGAUCAACUUUCCUCAGUGCCAUCUUACUAGUAGUUAGACAGUCUCCCUCCCUCCCUACCACUCACCCCCCCCCUCUUUUUUAACUUUGCUGUCCAGCUUUCUCACUUGUCUCUGAAUCAAUUGUUACUGAAUCUCAUCCAGUGUCUGGAGGCAGUUAAGAGAUAAUAGCUGCUUUCUCAUCCACUGAUAGAAGGCUGUGAUUUUUAAUUGUAUUCUCCUACCCCCACCAAUACCCGAUAAUUGUUUUUGUGUUCUCCAAAGUGCUGGUUGGAAACUGCCAAUAAUUCUUCUCUGAAAUUUGAGAGGGGAAUUGUUCUGUAUAGACCAAGCUGUUGAAGCACAAAGAGGAAGAAAUGAAAGGCCAGUGUAGGCAAAUAAAUGAAGCUAGUAUUCAAUGGAAAUGGUGUCUGCAACAGCAACUAUGGUUUUUUGAUCACAGAAUCCAUCUUAUACAUUUCUGGUUGAAGAGUUUGGAGGGGCAGGGUGGAUUUUAUUUAAUUUUUUUUUGCUUCAAGGACCUGCAAUCCAGAAGCAAACACCUAAUGAAUCUUUAGCACACCUCUGGCACUGCUGUUCAUCCGAAGCACUCAUUAACGUACUUACACUGCCUGGAAUGUGUGGUGCAGACUGAGAUUUGGAAUUACAUCCCAUAUGAAUGAAUGCCAGAAGAGAAGCUAGCUGCCUUAGUCUAUGAUUCAAGAAACAAAGAAGAGUCUUAUGGCACCUUAAAUAUAAAAAUAUAUAUAAUGGCAUAGGUUUUCUUCAGGCAAGUAGGCUGAGAGGGGUACAGAGAAGAAAGUUUGCUAACAUUAGGCCAUGGUAUACAAAUGGUACCACAAAGUCUCUCAUUUCUGUGCAGAGCCAAAUAUAUAAAGCACAAUCCAUUAAUAGCAGCAGUCCCUGGUGACAUCUUGCACAGCUCAUUUAACACCUAAAAAGGGACAAUUUCUUCAGGUGUUGGGAAGGAUUACCCCCCAUUUUAAUGGACUAAGUUACAUGUGUAGAAUCAUGCAUUAUUUUAAGAGGGACACUAGAAGCUUCAUCUGGCUUUGCUUGUCUUUUUGGGGAAAAAAAUCAUUCCGACAGAAGCUGUUAACAGUUAGGGCUUAUAAAGCCAUUUUUACAGGGUAGGGAGGGGGCAGAUGUGGUGAACGAGAGACCACAUUUAUUUAAAGCCACUCAAAACAAUGGAGAAUAGCACACAACAUGUUCCUGUUUCCUGCCAUAUAGUGAGUAAUUGGGAACUGAAAAUAAUACAUUACACACCAGUGGCCGGAAGGAAUGUGUUAUCCACUAUGUCAGAUGUGUUAUGUAUACCCAAAAACACUUGGUUCAUCUUUUAAACAAAAAUUUAUGUGAUGGUGUAAAUAAAAACAGUCUGUUCCUGAAUUUAAAAAAAAGUGGUUAAGUUGCUUCUGGGAUGCAGUUAACUUUCCAAAGUGCCAUUCAAAGUUAUAAGACACUAAGGCUCAAGCAAUAUGAUAUCUGCUUACCAAGGGGUAGGCUCCAUCAAACUGAGCAAGACAUGCUGCUGAAUAAUACAUGCAUGUGUGUGAGAGAGUUUGUGCUAUAAACUAGAUUUCCUGCAGAAAACAGGGAGGGUCUAGAUUGAGUGUGAUCAGGUAUGGGCAAAGUGUAGCCCUCUGAAUGUUGGACUGCAACUCCUAUUAUCCCUCUCCAUCAUCGAUGCUGGCUAGGGCUGAUGGGAGUUGUAAUCACAUCUAGUGGAUUGCAUUUUGUCCAUCCUGGUUCAUACGGUUGCCUCAACUAAUAUUCACCUAUUUGUUACUAUUGGCUCUAGAAAUGAUUUAACUGUUUAACAUUUAAAGAUUAUUGUAUGUACAGUAGAGCAGCACAAAUAACUCUUCCUUUUAUUAUCUGCCAUAGAAUCAGUCUGGAUAUUUGCUUGAAUGGUAAGUGAUUACUGUUCUUCCCAGGUUCACAUGUUUAAGUGAUCAAGUAUUUAGGACAGUUACCAAGUGAUUCAUACAGUGUAUGAACUCAUCCUUAACAAUUCAGGAAAACAUUUCAAUAAAUCUGUUUAUCCAUUGCUUUCCCUGAAAGGGGGGUGGGGGAAACACCCACUGAAGUUUGGUUCUCCACUGCACAGGAGAUUUGAGCAUUAGUUCUUUGUACCUGUGGGUGUUAAAACAGCAUACUUAAAAAAUAAUAGAAGUGACUCUAGACUGGGGGGAAAAGUUAAGUCAAUGGUGAUGUAUCACCAGAAACAACAACAACAACUUGUGGGUCUUCGCUGUAAAAACAUGUUCAUGCUGCAUUUGUCUUGCUAUCCCAAAUUGUAAGACUUGUUGAAUGCUACAGUAUUCCAGUCACCUGAAGUUCCCAUUCAUAAUUGUCUGGAGAAAUGUGAGAGUCAAGCUGUGGUUCUCUAUCUCCACCACUCCCUGUCUGCAACUUAAGUGCACAUCACAAAGAUUAUUGCUGUGAUCCUGUUCAAUGCUAGGGACAUAACACCGCCCCUUGACCAAACAGUGUUCAUCUGAUUUAACUAUGCAGUUCUUUUUCUCUGCCCUGACGUGCCUGCAGGGGCAAAAUGAUGGGAGAUGAAGUCCUGUUUUCUGUUCUGGAAGGAGUUUUAAAAAUCACUAAUGUCAGGGUUGGGGUAGUUCUCCCCACCCUGUUCUGGAAGCAGAUAGGAGAAAAGGAAUAACUUUGGAUCAUGUAGGUUCACCCAAUGUGGCUUCUUUUUUGCCUUCUGGAUUGUCAGAGGAGGCUUAGAAUGUUUGGUUUCUCACUCAGUUCCACAAGCAGGGCAAUUUGGAAACUCCUACAACUUCUCGGGUAAAUUACCAGAUUUCACAGAAUUGCAACAUGUCAUGGUUUUAAACAGAUUGAACCUUGGUUGAAAACCAGGUGCAUUGUGUGUGAUGUUACCUAUGGGAAGCUGGCGUGCAGCAGGUUCUAAACUUGGGUGCAUAUGACAAAACAAACACAAGUUACAGACUCUACACUUGAUGGUGUGCUUUGCAUUCUUCUGCCUACAUUAGGGGAAGGGGACUUGAAAUCUACCAGAUGUUGGACUCGCACUCAUAUCAGCUCUGUCGGACUGUAGUGAGAGAUGGCAACUACAAUUCAACAACAUCUGGAGGACCCCAAACUGCCCUCCCCUGUCCCCUACAUGGUGACCUGUAUUAAUAUUAGUUUUGAGUAAUAAAGUGUUUCAUAUAGAAAGCCAUCUGACCCAUCUCUUAUAUGUCACUCCGAAGAGAGAUGAGACCAACAUUGCCCAUUCCAAAGGCAUUAAUUAGUGCUAAGUAAUUACAUGGGAGUCUUUGUGUCCAUGAAAAGAUUUACAGAAGAGCUUUGCUUCUGAAACAAGAUGUACAGAACAGAUUAGCACUCCAAUUUGUAGAUAACUGCCUUCACUCCAAACAUAAAUUAUUCUUUCUGGCUCAUGAAACAUUUCAGUCAACACUGAGUUUACUAUGUGACAAUGUAUUGCAUCUGCUGUUUAGGUUUGUUUGUGCUUUUCUAUUCUGUUUUCAGAAUUUCUCUGUUCUUUUCUAAAGUUAUGCACAACAGCUGUGGCCUUUUAUAAGUGGGGCCACUACGUCUUGACAUCUCCACAUUCUUCUUGUUUUUGAAAGUUUCUGUUUUAAUUUUUUUUUUAAGUUGUAAACUGUGCAGAGAGUUUAUUUAUUGUAUGAAAACAGAUGAAAAUACUUUAUUAGAACGUUCAGCACUGCACAAGAAGAAAUAAAAACAGAAUGUUUCCCAAGAAACAGAGAAAGAAAUACAAUUAAAUUAAG